UUCAACUGGACCCAGUUCGGCACCAGAGUCGCUGUGAUGAUGCCUUUAGGUGCUGCCGGAAAUAACAAAGCUCCUGCGGUUGAUUUGAGCAGAGAUGGAACGGUCAGAGGGUUCGGUUCGGUACUUAUCGAGCUCCGAUGGUCCCCCGUCCCUCAGGACCCUGAAGGCAACACGCUGUCACGUGAUGGUUGGCUCAUCAUGGCGGCUCCCUUCGGACGGUUGCUACUCCUGACGCUCCUGCUGUUCUGCUGCGGUUCUGGUUCUGGUUCUGGUGUCAAAGCGGCUGAGGCUGAAGAGGCGGAGGACUGCAGACACCUGAGGCUGGGACAGUAUCUGUGCAGAGACCCGAACAUCGAUGAAUCCACGCAGGAACCCGAGAACUGCCGGAACGGCGUGGCGUUCGUGGACUGUCUGCCCGCUCCAAACGUCACCUGCCGGCUGUCCAACGGAACCGAGGUCCGGUUCAGCGGAGACGAGGUCGGCUUCAACAGAACCGUCACCUGUAGGAACGUGACCGGAUAUUCCUACAAGGUUGCCGUGGCGCUGUCUCUGUUUCUGGGCUGGCUGGGAGCGGACCGGUUCUACCUGGGAUACCCGGCCCUGGGUCUGCUGAAGUUCUGCACCGUGGGAUUCUGUGGGAUCGGGACUCUGAUCGACUUCAUCCUGAUCGCCAUGCAGAUGGUGGGCCCGGCGGACGGGUCCAGUUACAUCGUGGAUUUCUACGGCGCCCGGCUGACCCGGCUCUCCAUCACCAACGAGACGUUCAGGAAGCCUCACCUGGUGCUCUGAUCGCAGCCGGACCGGGCCGCGCAGCCUUCAGGUGAAAGAGGAGCAAUUACGUCUUCGUCACCCGUCACAUUCCUGGAGGACCCAUCUGGGUGUCCCCUCCAUGUCUCCUCCAUGUCUCCUCCGUGUCCCCUCCGUGUCCUCCAUGUCCUCCAUGUCUCCUCCGUGUCCUCCAUGUCUCCUCCGUGUCCUCCAUGUCUCCUCCGUGUCCUCCAUGUCUCCUCCGUGUCCUCCAUGUCCUUAUUCAGAAGUUUUUCUGCUCUUUAAGUUAUUCAAUUUUAAAUAAAUUAUUCUGAGUUGA
This is a messenger RNA of Gambusia affinis (western mosquitofish), 1087 nucleotides long. RefSeq names its product TM2 domain containing 1 (gene tm2d1). The transcript has 8 exons. The record is from RefSeq and is a predicted model, not a curated record. Bases 37 to 789 code for a protein of 250 amino acids. Lineage: Eukaryota; Metazoa; Chordata; Actinopteri; Cyprinodontiformes; Poeciliidae.